GUUGAGUUUCCUUCUUUGCAACUACACACAGUAGCGAAUUCUAGCUCUGCGUUAAUGGAAGAACUACAGAAGGCAUUAAACGGAAAAAGUUUAUCAAUUUCGACGCUUCCAGAAAAGGGCCGCUGCCUCUUAGCCGCGCGUGAUUUCUCCCCAGGGGAAGUGAUAUUAAGUGAGAAUCCAUAUGUUUCUGUGCCGAACAAGAACAAAGAAUCGCCUCUGUGUAAGUGUGAAUGGUGCUUCUCAUCAACCAACCUGAAGAAAUGCUCUGCUUGCCAUGUUGUUUGGUAUUGCAGCAGCAAAUGUCAGUAGCUACAUUUGUGAACACUUUCAGAGGUCAGAUUGGAAGCUGCAUUCUGAAGAAUGCAGAGUGCUGUCGAAGGUUGACAAGCAAAGAGUGAGUUCACUCACGCCAUCCUUACGAUUGAUGGUGAAACUGUGUAUACGGCGAAAGCUGGAAAUUGAGAAGGUUAUCCUUACUUCCACAACAGAAAGUUACAAGUAUGUGGAAGCGUUGGUUUCUCAUAUGUCAGAUAUCGAUGAGAAACAGCUGCUGCUGUAUGCACAGAUGGCUAACCUUGUCAAUUUGAUACUCCAGUGGCCCGAUUCUCAGAUCAACGUCAAAGAGAUUGCCGAAAAUUUUUCUAAGCUAGCAUGCAAUGCACAUACUAUUUGUGAUGGUGAAUUGAGGCCCCUUGGAACAGGGCUGUACCCUGUCAUUUCCAUCAUCAAUCACAGCUGUUUACCGAAUUCUGUUCUAGUAUUCGAGGGAAGACUUGCAGUUGUACGGGCCAUGCAGCAUAUACUUAAAGGUACUGAGGUGUUGAUCAGUUAUGUAGAUAUUGCUGGAAGCACUUUAACUCGGCAGAAGGCUCUUAAAGAACAGUACUAUUUCACUUGUGCUUGUUCUCGCUGCAUAAAAUUGGGACAAUCUGAUGAUAUUCGAGAAAGUACGAUUCUGGAAGGUUAUAGGUGCAAGGAUACCCAAUGCGAUGGAUUUCUUCUACGUGACUCUGCAGAUAAUAAUGGGUUCGUUUGCCAGCAAUGUGGACUUCUUCGGGAGAAGGAAGAAAUUACUAACCUCACUAAAGAAUUGAAAUCAAUGUCAGAGAAAGCUUCCGAGUUGCUUUCUUCUGGUCAUAAGAGCAAGGCAAUUGAGGCUUAUAAGAUGAUUGAAGGAUUGCAACUACAGUUGUACCAACCAUUUUCAAUCAGUCGUAUGCGAAAUCUGGAGACUCUCAUUAAGAUAUUUAUGGAGCUGGAGGAUUGGACGGAGGCACUUUCAUAUUGCAGAUUGACAAUUCCGACAUAUGAGAGAGUGUAUCCAAGAUCUUACCCUUUGAUUGGACUUCAAUAUUACAUGUGUGGGAAAUUUGAAUGGUUGCUGGGCGAGACAGAAGCAGCAGUGAGAUCACUAACGAAAGCCUUGGACGUAUUGCGAGUGACUCAUGGAACAAAGAGUCCAUUCAUGGUUGAACUCGCGAGUAAGGUGGAGGAAGCUCGUGCCGAGGCUUUGUACAAGCUUCAUCCUCGACUUGAAGAUUGAUCCUCGACAUCCGCUGCCACGGAUUGCUGCUCCCUAGUGGCUUGUAAGAGUUUUGCAAGAUUGUGUUACUGUUGCCGGUGUUGCUAAAAACGUGUUCAUGUAUGUAUUCCAGCAUGGUGUAGGAGAAGAGAAAAAUAUUAAAACCUAUAGUUCUUGGUUCAAAUUGCAUAUUAAUUUAUAGUAAUCACUUGUCACUUGUCUUGUUUAA
Molecule: messenger RNA, 1751 nt
Organism: Salvia miltiorrhiza (redroot sage)
Lineage: Eukaryota; Viridiplantae; Streptophyta; Magnoliopsida; Lamiales; Lamiaceae
Product: histone-lysine N-methyltransferase ASHR1
Exons: 14
Coding region: 275-1543 (422 amino acids)
Cellular component (GO): nucleus
Molecular function (GO): protein binding
Source: RefSeq, a predicted model, not a curated record